Messenger RNA from Trachemys scripta elegans, 1674 nucleotides. It is a transcript of the gene AUP1, whose product is annotated as AUP1 lipid droplet regulating VLDL assembly factor. NCBI's taxonomy places the organism in Eukaryota, Metazoa, Chordata, Testudines, Emydidae. Gene Ontology annotation, cellular component: membrane. The record is from RefSeq and is a predicted model, not a curated record. Gene Ontology annotation, molecular function: ubiquitin binding.
GUUUCCCAGCGAUGGUUUCCUGCUGCUGGCUCUGCUGCUCUACGCCCCCGUGGGGCUCUGUCUGCUCCUCCUGCGACUCUUCAUCGGCAUCCAUGUCUUCCUGGUCAGCUGCGCCCUGCCUGACAGCCUGCUCCGGAGGUUAGGGUUUAUCGUGCGUGUGAUGUGUUCGGUGCUGGGUCUGUUUGUACGGCAAAGUGACCCCCAUCUCCGGGAUGCCAAUGUCAGGGUUUACAUUGCCAACCACGUGACGCACUUCGACCACAGUGUCAUCAACCUACUGACCUCGUGCAAUACGCCUGCGCUGAAUGGCACGCCGGGUUUCAUCUGCUGGUCACGGGGAUUCAUGGAGCUAGGGGCGGUGGGGAGCCGGGCAGAGCUGGUGGAUUCCCUGAAGGUGUAUUCGUCCCAUGGGGGGAAUCCACCUCUGCUGCUGUUCCCAGAGGAGGCAGCCACUAAUGGUCGAGUCGGCCUUCUUCGCUUCAGCUCCUGGCCGUUCUCAAUCCUGGAUGUGAUUCAGCCUGUGGCUCUGCAAGUUCAGAGGCCCUUAAUUGCUGUGAGUGUGGCCGACUCCUCCUGGAUCACAGAGCUGCUCUGGACCUUCUUUGUUCCCUUCACAGUUUAUCAAGUAAGGUGGAUGCCGCCUGUCUUCAGACAAGCUGAUGAGCCGAAUGAGGAGUUUGCGCUCCGAGUUCAGGAGCUCUUGGCCGUGGAGCUGGGCGUGGUUUCUACGCGACUCACCGCAGCGGAUAAAGCUGAGCAUAUGAAGAGGCUGAGACACACCCCGCCUCACCUCUUUGCCCCAGCCUCAAGCCAGUCCUUGGUUGCCAGGCCCAGGGCAUCUCCCAGCCUGGCUGGUGUCGGGCCUCUUGCUCCCGAGGAUGUGCGGAUCACGGAGAUGGUCCAGCGGGUCAAGGAGGUGCUCCCACAUGUGUCUCUGGGGACCAUCAGGAGAGACCUGGCCCAGACCAACUGCGUGGACACUACCAUCGCCAACCUCCUGGAGGGCCAGGUGCCCCUCCUCCCUGAGGACAAGGAUCCGGAGCCUGGCCUGCUUGCUCCGUCAACGUCCCAGACUCCAGCGGCCUCCAGCCCUCAGUGCCCUGCAGCUUCAUCCUCCUCCAAGCCCGCUGUGAAGCUCUUUGCGAAGUCCCCUGUGGAGAGGCAUUUGUCCCUGCAGGAGCGGAAACAUGUGCUGUAUGCCUACGCCAGGAGGAGAUACACGGAGAAAUAUGGGACGCCGCCGGGUGAUGGGAGCCACUGAGGUGUCCCUCACCCUCCUGCCUGUGGCGUGCGCAGGGCUUGGGCCCGUUGGGAGCGUGACUUCAGCAUGGCCGUUUUGCAUGAUUCACAGCACUGCAGUGGGAUCCCAAAGCCUCCGAACCAGCACGCUUGAGAUGCAGCGGGGCCUUCGCGGCGUGUGCCAGCCCAGGCAGGCGGUGCCCAGCUGCCCACGGUGGGGCAGUAAGUGCCUGUGUAUCCCCGCAUCACACCCGACCUGCCUCCGGCUAGCCAGACAGGGUUGGACAGCUGAAACCGGGCUGCCCUGCCCCCACCCCCAUGGCGGACUGGACUCAGCACCAGCCUGGCCCAGCCUUCUCCAUUUGGGCUGUUGUGUUAAACUGGCUGAAGGGGGUUUCUUCUCAGCUACAAAAAAUAAAUCUGACUCUCUUACGG